AAUCGGAAAGUUUCGAACCCAACAAAGCAAAACAAUAAAAAAGUUGCAGAGCUUUCUUCAAUGGUGAAUCUGAGGAGGACCCGGAAAAGAGUCCGUGCAAUCCCUCGUGCCCCAGAUGGAAGUGCCUUUCAAAAUUGUAAUAAAUGUGGGGUUUCUGUGCCUAUUGCUUUGGCUGUGAUGCAUGAGUGUGAACCCAACAAGGAGGUGAAGAGGUUUAAAGGUGUAGGCUAUGAUGUUGAGGAGAAGCAGAGCUUUUGGGACCAACUAGUUGUGAUGGCGCCUUUUCAUUUCUUCAUGAAAGAGUUUACAAAGACCAGGAAGGGUGGAGAUUGGGUUGAGACUAAUCGAGACGGGUUUGAGGUGUGGAAGAAAAUGUCCGAGAAGGAGAGGCAACCAUAUGUCAAAGAAGCAGAGAGGAUUGAUGAGGCUUAUCAGAAAGCUUUGCUCAAAGAAUCAAAUGAUGGGCUAAAGGUAGAUGAUGAAGCAGAUUCUGCAAAUACAGCUGGGAACAAUGGGAAGUUUGGUGAGUUGUAUGAAGACUCAGACAGUGAGAGUUCUGAUUUUCUUGGUGAAUCAUGGGACAAUUCUGUUAGAACUGGAUCUUGGCACACCUACCAUCGGCCAGUGGUGCAUCAGUUUACCUCAUGAAAUAGACAAAAGGUGAUUGCUGAGAACUGCAUGAACUCAUGAACUCUAUGAAGUUAAGGAACCCUCCACAAGGUUUCCCUUUUGGCAUCUGAUCUCAUUUUUUGUUCCAUUUCAAAUGCUUUCAAAGGCAAGUCAUUUGGCAUUUUGGCUAUUGUAUAGUAAUUGUAGAAGUUGGGGUGCUAGUUUUUUCUCUAGAGUCGAAAAGGUUUGAUUUUGACUCACCUAGACUCUAUUCAUGAAGAAAGAAGAGGUUCGAAACUUUGUAAAAAGUCUGCUAUGAUUAUAUUUCUUAUAUGUUUA
Molecule: messenger RNA, 948 nt
Organism: Rosa rugosa (rugosa rose)
Lineage: Eukaryota; Viridiplantae; Streptophyta; Magnoliopsida; Rosales; Rosaceae
Exons: 7
Coding region: 61-648 (195 amino acids)
Source: RefSeq, a predicted model, not a curated record